AUGAACAAGUCACAGUUCUACUUGUCCUCCUGCGCUGAUGCAGCUUCCAAGAGCCCUAUGUCGUACACGCUCGGUGCUGUUCUCGUCAAGGGCGGCAAGAUCAUAUCUACGGGCCACAAUCACCACCGCCCACACUACGAUGGCGCCGAAGUGCGCACGCGAGGACACCGGAAGCCAGUGUCGAUGCACGCCGAGAUGCACGCCAUCUACAACCUAACCGGAAUGUCACCGUCGUUUCGCAAGCAGGGUCGCGUAUCGUCUCAGUCUGCGGCGUUGAGAGGGGCGGACGGCUCGAUCUUCGGCUUCGAUGGCGAGGGGAAACAGCAUGUUCAAGGGAGGCGACAACAAGGUCAAUCCAGUAGGGCCCGCCACGAGAGAACGGGCCACGGCGGAGGCAAGAGUGAGGGCGAUGCCAGCUGCAGCGGCAGCAAAAGCGGUCGUAGACGCUCAAGGUCUUCCAGCUUAGGCUCCGGGUCCGCCGAGACUGGCGACAAGUGCUGGAGUGGUCGGCGGCGAGACCCACGGGUGAACGGUGCGGACAUCUACGUCGCUCGAGUGACGAAGAACGGAAUGGGAAACGCAAAACCUUGCUGGAGAUGCUUGGAAUGGUGUAAAUGGGCCGGUGUGAAGAGGAUUCUCUAUUGGAAUGGGGAGGAGAAUAGGUUUAAUGUGAUCAAGGUUAACAGUGCUGAUAGGGACUCGUACGAGGUACAUUCGGACGUUCGAUUGUUCGCUGGAUCGAGUUAUUGAUGAGGAUCCUAGAUUUUUGCAUCAACCUUCACCUGUAUUUUGCUUUGCUUCCAGCAUUAAUCAAAUGUCAC
Messenger RNA from Stereum hirsutum FP-91666 SS1, 821 nucleotides. RefSeq lists its product as uncharacterized. NCBI's taxonomy places the organism in Eukaryota, Fungi, Basidiomycota, Agaricomycetes, Russulales, Stereaceae. Gene Ontology annotation, molecular function: catalytic activity. The coding region runs from base 1 to 750 and encodes 249 amino acids. The transcript is spliced from 3 exons. The record is from RefSeq and is a predicted model, not a curated record.